AUGAAGUUGAUAAGCAACCUUUAUUCGCACCUCUUCCUCCAUUUCAGAAAUCUCGUAUACGCGCCAACGUACGAAUUAGGCAAUACAAAGUCACCUUGGGAGGCGGGGGCGGGGGAUGCGCGGGAGCGGGCGCUCGUGUGCGUGCGCGGGCGCGUGCGUGUGUGUGUCUCCGUGAAGGUCAACCGGCGGCGUCAUUUCCUGGUCAUUGCCUGCGCCGCAUCCGACGCCAGAACGCGCGCGAACCCGCCGAUAGGGAUCCUGAUGGAUUCAACUGCAAGUCACGGACGUGUCCGCGAAUCACUCCCCAAUGAACAUCCAGAACUCGCU
Molecule: messenger RNA, 327 nt
Organism: Iphiclides podalirius (scarce swallowtail)
Lineage: Eukaryota; Metazoa; Arthropoda; Insecta; Lepidoptera; Papilionidae
Source: the annotation of a GenBank genome assembly